UCCUGCAAAGUGUGACGCACUAACUCACUUCUCCCGCACACCUCUCCAUCCAACAUCCUCUUUUCUAAUUCUUUUUUUCCUAAUUUUAUUUUUUUGCACGCAUAAUCUGCAGGAACCAUGCUUUGGAAGGCCCGGAACAAGACCGACGGCAUGCAGGGGUGUCACGAGGGGGUCCAGAUGUUAAUACACACAUAUUCGGCAAUGGACCGCGCAGACGGACUUAGCAGCUCCUCGCCCAGCGGGCGUCUCUCCCAACUGUCCUCCCUCAACCAGGCCGCCUACUCCUCGGCGCCCCCGCUGUGCCACACUCCGGCCUCCGACUUCCAGCCUCCGUACUUCCCUCCCCCGUACCCGCAGUCCUCCCUGUCCUACUCCCAGAGUCAGGACUCGGCCUACUCCCACCUGUCGGACCCUUACCCCUCCAUCAACGCCAUCCAUCAGCACCAGCAGGCGGCGUGGCACUCCCAGAGGUCGCGCUCCGAGGAUGGGGGGCUCCUGUCGCAAACGCACCGGGCUCUCGGGCUCGACCCCCGGCGGGAGUACGCGGCGGUCCCCCGCCUGCUGCACGGACUCGGGGACGGGGGUGCCGCUCUCGGGGAUGGUCCUCUGGGGAUGCACCUGGGACAUCACGGCCUGGAUGACCUGCAGGGAAUGGAGGAAGGAUCAGCCUUGGGCAUCCUGGACCACUCUGUCAUUAAAAAAGUUCCUAUCCCAUCCAAGCUGAACGGCUCGGCGCUGUCCGCCUUGUCCCUCUGCAAGGACGGCCUGGGCCUGGGCGCCGUGUCCAACCCGGCCGAGGUCUUCUGUUCGGUGCCGGGCCGCCUCUCGCUGCUCAGCUCCACCUCCAAGUACAAGGUGACGGUCGGCGAGGUGCAGCGGCGGCUCGCACCGCCCGAGUGCCUCAACGCCUCUCUGCUGGGCGGAGUCCUUCGCAGGGCAAAGUCCAAGAAUGGUGGGCGCUGUCUGAGAGAGCGUCUGGAGAAGAUUGGCCUCAACCUGCCCGCCGGGCGACGCAAGGCAGCCAACGUCACUCUGCUAACGUCUCUGGUGGAGGGCGAGGCGGUGCAUCUGGCCAGAGAUUUCGGGUACGUGUGUGAGACAGAGUUCCCGGCCAGAGCCGCCGCCGAGUACCUGUGCAGGCAGAGCGAGCCCGACCAGCUGCCCACACGACGCAGCAUGCUGCUCGCCACCAAGGAGAUCUGCAAGGAGUUUGUGGACCUCAUGUCCCAGGACCGCUCUCCGCUCGGGGGCAGCCGACCCACCCCCUGCCUGGAGCCCAGCCUCCAGGGGAGCCUCACCCACUUCAGCCUGCUCACCCACGGCUUCGGCACCCCGGCCAUCUGCGCCGCGCUCUCCGCCUUCCAGAGCUACCUGAUGGAGGCCAUCAAAAUGCUGGACAAGGGGGACGGGGGCGGGAAGAGCCACCACGACAAGGAGAUGAAGCACCACCGCAAAUAGACGCGGGACAAACUCCUCUGUGGAUACUCUCGCCUGAGGUAGCUGUACUGUCAUGUGUGUCCACAAACACCUCUCUUCAAACGGACCUCUCCUCGCAAGUAGCACCAUCGGGACCGGCAGUAUUUUUAAGCUUCCAAUGGAAAAGGAUCUUGGAACAUUUUGGAGGCGUGCGAAAGCCAUAUCCGAGGCAACUUAGGUCCCGGAGACUUCUACUUGUAGUUCUUGGCAGGGUGCUGGUGAGGAGUGGAGCUGCAUGUGUCCUUCGUGGACGGAGGCGAGUGGGGAAGGAGCGGGUGUUCUGGCGGCACAUGCCCCCCAUUGGAAUGAAUGCGGCCCCUGCAUCCGCGCACGUGUAUGAAUUAGAGGAAGGCCAAACCCAGUGCUGCAAGGCAUCCUGGGAGCGCUUUUUGUUCCCAUAAGCUAAUAAAUCAUACAUUUCAUCCUUUUUAGCGACAAAAUACACAAAUGUCGGAUUAUUUAGUGUAGUCAGGUGAGACUAUUCCUCGGACUCAUACACAUGCACAGAACCAGGGGGUGCAUGGACGCCAAUGGUGAAGUUAAGAAUACGAGCAAAUCAUUUUGUACUUUCUGUGUAUGUUUAUUAUUAUUAUUAUUCAUGUUAUUACUGUUGUUAUUAUUGUAUUACAGCAUAAA
Entelurus aequoreus (snake pipefish) is the source of this 2112-nucleotide messenger RNA. RefSeq names its product transcription factor AP-2 epsilon (gene tfap2e). Lineage: Eukaryota; Metazoa; Chordata; Actinopteri; Syngnathiformes; Syngnathidae. Gene Ontology annotation, biological process: regulation of transcription by RNA polymerase II; regulation of cell population proliferation; anatomical structure development. Gene Ontology annotation, cellular component: nucleus. Gene Ontology annotation, molecular function: DNA-binding transcription factor activity, RNA polymerase II-specific; RNA polymerase II transcription regulatory region sequence-specific DNA binding. The transcript has 8 exons. The record is from RefSeq and is a predicted model, not a curated record. Bases 118 to 1458 code for a protein of 446 amino acids.